This is a messenger RNA of Paramormyrops kingsleyae, 1395 nucleotides long. RefSeq names its product interleukin-17B. Lineage: Eukaryota; Metazoa; Chordata; Actinopteri; Osteoglossiformes; Mormyridae. The record is from RefSeq and is a predicted model, not a curated record. Gene Ontology annotation, biological process: inflammatory response. Gene Ontology annotation, cellular component: extracellular region. Gene Ontology annotation, molecular function: cytokine activity.
CUUCUGUCGCAGUUCCUUGGAAAGAGGGGAGGACAUGAUCUUUCUGCGGAUGUGAGAGGGGGCAUUGAAGUGCCUCUUGCGGUUCUUGCGACGUGACGACGACACAAAUGGAUUGAGCUUCAUGAUGGCCUCUCGAUCACUCCACUAUGGCCGCCGGAAAAGAGAGAUUCGAUUUACUUCCGCUCACAUUAGUGCCGCCGUGAUCUCGCGAGAAAUCCUGACGCGCUCCGGGAUUUCAGUGACGCUGCGAGAGGGAAGCCCGUGCGGCGCCGACAGGCCUGUAGUCUGUAUUGCACGUUAUACUUUUAGUUCCGAAUUAUCUAUUUGGCAAAGCCCAGGGUGCAUGAAGUGGUACCGAUACCAAAGUCCAGGAAUGAAGGAAGUUUUGCAUGGAGGUCAACAAAACAGGAUUAUAUCAUAUAUUUUUAUCAUGGUUAGUGUUUGCAUACACAGGGUGUUUUUUGCAUUACUGAUUUAUACCAUGGCUGUCCUCGAGGCUCAGACAGAGUCCAGAGGUGGGCGAAAGGACGCGAAGCGCGCGCGGCGGAGACACGGCCGGAUAAAAGACAAAAUUGCGUCUUCCCUGUUACAAAAUAUCACCAGCCAAAAGAGUUCGCCCGAUCCCAUCAUGGCAGGUGUGGAUGGUGGCUUGAGGUCGCCGAUUUGGGAAGAGGACUUCGAGAAGAGCAUUGAAGAGAUGGUUGCACAAGUGAGAAAUAACUCGGCACUGUCUAAGAACAAGUGCGUGGUGGACCGACAGCUGUGGAUGUCCAACACUCGAAGCCUUUCACCCUGGUCUUACAGAAUCAACCACGACGAGAACCGCAUUCCAGUGGAUAUACCAGAAGCCAAAUGCUCUUGCGCCGGCUGCAUCAACCCUUUCACAAUGCAAGAGGACCGCACCAUGACCAGCGUCCUGAUCUAUACAAAGAUCCCGGUGCGCCGGCGACUGUGUGACCGGCUCUCCGUGAAGCACCGGAAGAAAAAGAAAUGCCUUUCGCAGUACAAGACUGUUGUGGAAAGCAUCGCUGUAGGUUGCACUUGUAUAGUGUGACAGGAAGUGAAAUGGAGCUAAACUUAAUGAGUAACUGAGAGAGCCCAUUGUAUCGAUAUAGGCAAGUUUCAAAACUCCAAAACUUUUUGUAAAACUUAAAUAGCCGACAUGAUGCAUUACUACCGUUUGAUAUAUCGUGUUAUAUCUUUCAAAACCGAGACAAGAACAUUGCAAUACUAUAAUUUCAAAAAGAACUUAGAAGAAAUUCAAAAUGAAUUCAGUGUUUAUUCAAGUUUUUAGUCUUUUUAAUACAACCGCCUCCACCGUUUAUGACAUAUAAUUCCUAUGACUCUUUUUCAAAUUGUAACUUUUCAUUCAUUGUAUUAAAGUUUAUUAUGGUA